Molecule: messenger RNA, 1075 nt
Organism: Columba livia (rock pigeon)
Lineage: Eukaryota; Metazoa; Chordata; Aves; Columbiformes; Columbidae
Product: sterile alpha motif domain-containing protein 1-like
Exons: 7
Coding region: 389-991 (200 amino acids)
Cellular component (GO): membrane
Molecular function (GO): cytokine activity
Source: RefSeq, a predicted model, not a curated record
GUCCCCUCCCGAACUCCUGGGUCCCUGGGGGAGAGAGUGGGGCGGGGGGGAAACAGAGCCGGGGGAGCCGGGACGCCUGGGUCCCCUUUGCGGGGUGGGGCGGCUCCCGGACGCCUGGGUCCCCUCCCGGACGCGUGGGGUCCAUCGAGCAGGCGGGGGGGUGAGGCGGAGGGGGGGGGGCGGGGCGGAGCCCGAACACCUGGAUCUCUGCGCGGGGGCGGGGGGGUAAGGCUGGGUCCCCUCCCCGAACUCCUGGGUUCCCUCCCCGAACGCCUGGGUCCCCUCCCCGGACGCGACUCCGGCGCCGCUUUCGCUUUCGGCGGCGGUUCCGGGGGGGGGUCCCGGGGGGGUCCCCGCUUUCCUCCUUCCCCCCCCCCCCGGUCCCACCAUGGACCCCGCCCCCCCCCGCCUCCUCUCUGGUUUCGCUGCUGCUGGUGCUGAGCGCGCCCCGCCCCGCCGCCUGCUGCUCGUUCCAGUUCAGCCCCCGUCAGCAAGCACCUUCCGCGCGCACGUGGACGCGCUGGUUCCGUGGCUGCUCCAGGAUUACCCGGUGCAGAUGCCCAGCAACCUGGAGCAGGACGUGUCAUGCGGGGACCUGUGGGGGCUGCACUUCGGGCUGCGGGCGCUGCAGCACAUGGGGGGGGGUGGCGGGGGGGUCCCUGGCCCCCCGGGUUCAGCGCUUGGUCGCCCAGCUGAGCUUCGUCACACACUGUCACAUACAGGACCCCCAGGGCUGCGUGCGGCUGCGCCCGGUGAACGUGUCGCGGGUGCUGGAGACGCUGGUGCAGCAGCUGGGGGGGGCUGCGCCACCGACCCCCCCACUUCCCCACCUGCGCCCGCCUGCGCUGCCACACAGCCCCCCCUGCGAGCGCCCCUCCCCCCCCCCAGCGUUUGGGGGCUCCCGCCCCCCCCUCACCCCCCCCCCACGGGCUGCUCCUGCUGGGGGGGGUCGGGGGGGGCCUGGGGGUCCUGGCGGCCGCGUGGGGCCUGAGGAGGCGCCUGCGAGCGCAGGCUGGCUGAGCUGCCACAGGAUCGGGCCCCCCGGGGACAUAAACGUGUCAUUGAGACAUUGAGA